GGCUGGACCGUGGGCUGGCACCGCUAUGCCGGUCACCGGGAAGACUUUCCGUCGGCGCCGGGCCGACUCGGAGUCGGAGGAGGAUGAGCAGGACUCAGAGGAGGUUCGAUUAAAACUGGAAGAGACCCGAGAGGUGCAGAACCUGAGGAAGAGGCCCAAUGGGGUGAGUGCUGUGGCUCUACUGGUGGGAGAGAAGGUACAAGAAGAGACCACUCUAGUGGAUGAUCCCUUUCAGAUGAAGACAGGUGGUAUGGUGGACAUGAAGAAACUGAAAGAAAGGGGCAAAGAUAAGAUAAGCGAUGAAGAAGACCUCCACCUGGGGACAUCAUUUUCUGCAGAAACCAACCGCAGGGACGAGGAUGCAGACAUGAUGAAGUACAUUGAGACAGAGCUAAAGAAGAGAAAAGGGAUUGUGGAACACGAGGAACAGAAAGUCAAGCCGAAGAAUGCAGAGGACUGUCUUUAUGAACUUCCAGAAAAUAUCCGUGUUUCCUCAGCCACUGGCUGA
This is a messenger RNA of Galeopterus variegatus (Sunda flying lemur), 508 nucleotides long. RefSeq names its product chromosome unknown open reading frame, human C9orf78 (gene CUNH9orf78). The coding region runs from base 26 to 508 and encodes 160 amino acids. Gene Ontology annotation, cellular component: spliceosomal complex. The record is from RefSeq and is a predicted model, not a curated record. Gene Ontology annotation, biological process: mRNA splicing, via spliceosome. NCBI's taxonomy places the organism in Eukaryota, Metazoa, Chordata, Mammalia, Dermoptera, Cynocephalidae. The transcript is spliced from 6 exons.